Messenger RNA from Penicillium taxi, 1515 nucleotides. RefSeq lists its product as uncharacterized. The record is from RefSeq and is a predicted model, not a curated record. Lineage: Eukaryota; Fungi; Ascomycota; Eurotiomycetes; Eurotiales; Aspergillaceae. Bases 1 to 1515 code for a protein of 504 amino acids. The transcript has 2 exons.
AUGUCGCCUGCCCCUAUUACUGAGGAUACGCAACCGGAUCUGCAUUCUGACCAACUGCAAGCUGUGGGCAAAGCUUUUGAUGCCCUUCUACUAACACUAUAUCAACUUACCAACAGGCACAAUGAACUCAAGCACCAUGCAGAGGAUAUUUUUAAGGAGUUUACCAAUGUCACCAGACAACUGGCACCCCACGAUAGACCUCAUGCGAUGGAUAUACAACAAAGAUUACUGGAUGAGCAGAAAGAAUUGUGUCUAGGGGUGCAAAGCAAGCCACGAAUCGAAGAACAAUCCCUAAAUUCCAUGGACGUAAUCAAGACACUCGUUUCGCAUCAGAAUGUAGACGAAAACGCCAUUCAGGCAAUAAUGGCAGGAAUUAAGGGCUACAAGGCCAUGCUCCGCUCCCAAGAUGACCCCUCCCGAACAUCCAACUCGUGUAUCCUCGCUUACGGACCAGACCUCUCCAAGUCCCUUGAGCGAGAUUUUACAACGAAUGGUACGCAGGGCAGUCUUCACUGCCCUUUCUCUCAGAACGAAAUGAAUGGAAAGAGUGACGGUCCUAAAAUUCAAAUUGAUUCCUGUGGUCAAGCUGAGAUGGAUCCCAUCAAAGCCGAGUUGGAAGAGCGACGCCUUAGCACAGCCCCGUCUGCUCCAUCUGCUCCGUCAAUACGAUCAUCCCAAUGCCCCGUGUCCCGAUGCCCGAUUCGAUUCCUGGACAAACACUCACCUGAAGAAAUUGCUUCAUAUGUUGAGCGCCACAAGCAUGAAAUCCCCCGCAGCCACGCCAUAUGUGUCAAGCGAUACCAGAGAGAUCCCCAGAACAUGCGACAGUUGGACGCAAAGUACGGAGGAUUGAUCAACAUGAUUAGUGGACUGUCGGCCAAACACCAGAUCUUCCUUCCAAACCAACCGACCAACGGAUAUGAUGGCGAUGGCGCUUCGUCGCGUGCACCUACUGAGAGGGUUGAGAAAUGGGCAGAAACCGUGGACCCAACGACUGCAUCAAUACAUGACGAGAAUAAAGAUGAACGGGAAGGACGCUUCGAACGCCCGGAUCGCCCACUCCGCGAAGUUCGGUUGGGUGAAUCCCCAAGCAGGCCUUGGGGUAUUCCCGUGCCAAUAACCCAAGAAGCCAAUUCUGUACCUGUCCAUGCAUCAGCAUCUACUCUCCUAUCCCCCACAGCCCAUGAAAACUCCCAUGAGAAAUCACCCGAGAUUCCGACCAAGCCGGUUGAUGGCUGUCCGUUUGGACACGGUGCCCCCAAUAUGACAGACCCCAAACCUGAAGUCCAACCAGAUCCAGAACCUGUACUUGAUGCCCCCAAACUCGAGUCUCCAUGGGCCAACUGGGGAAACAGCAACACAGCUGGUACCGCUCCAAAGACCGAGGAACCUUCAAAACCCAACACAAACUCAAUACCGGCGAAUGUGAUCUUCAACGGCCCUGUUUUCUUCGGAUACCCCUCUGAGCAGGUAGCUACUCUGCUGCAACAACUCGGACAAUUGAGUAAGCACUGA